UUACAAGACAGAAUUUGAACCUCUCUCUGUUUCUCUCUCUCUCUCGCUGUCUCUUAUUCUCUUUCAACAUGGAAUUUGGAAAACAUGAACAAGGAAGCUCAGUAAACAAGAAUCUAGAGACACAGCGGACGGUCUCUUCGGGUGAGUCUGAAGCGAAACCUCUGAUCUUCACAUUUGUUCCCACGGUCAGAAGACUACCAACGCACUUUCAGUUGGCUGACGCCUCUAAAUUCCUUGUUAAAAUCCCUGAGGAAUCCAGUAAUAAGAAUGCAGAAACAAUAAAUAGGCCCAAUUCCAAUGACUACCUGACCUUCAAUACCGGAAGGCAACAGCAAACAGUUGAAGGGACAUUUACUUAUCCUCUAGAAAGCAGAGGAAAGCUUUCAAAAGGAAGAGCACUUAAAGGAAACAAAUCUCAAGGAAUGCAGCAAAGUGACCUCUUCAAAGCUGAGUAUGUCUUUAUUGUGGACUCUGAAGGGGAGGAUGAAGGCCCAAGCAGAAGAGGUGACCAAGGCUCCCCAGUGCAGAAGGGUUCUGGAGCUGUCCGACCCAAGUCUCUGGCCAUCUCUUCCGGUCUUGUCUCUGAUGUGGUGCGUCCGAAAACCCGGGGGCCGAAUCUCCAGACCUCCUCACUUUCUGAAACGCCUCAUGGAUUAGCCCCUCAGCAAAAGCAUGGGCAGUUUACUUCUUCUCCCACUACCUCUGAGCAGCUUGCCCGUAAACCACCUGCUUUCUCCUUUGUUUCUGCCACUAAUGAGAAAGCACAACCUGACCCAGUUAACCGCGGCUGCACCUCUGUCCUUGAGGAGUUGCAUACCAGGCGGCUGGAUGAUGGCAGUGGAGUUUUGAUGGAAGAAACAGCUACUUAUUUUCAAACUACUGCUCACUCUUUACCCUCUUUGGCAUCAAAAGGCAUCUCCUCGCCGUUAUCAUUUCCCCCUUCUACUCAGCUGCCAGGUUCUGAUUUAUCCCGUCCAAGGGCAGCUGAUCAGAAAUGGAUGCCUGAAGCUCUGAAGAAGACAACCUUGCUAACCUCCCAAGUUCUUGGCGCCAGAGGAAGUCUGAUUCCCUCUUCUCCUUCGCCUUCCUCCGAUACGUCUCCCAAACGGAAUCCAGCCUCCUACAUACCAGUUCGUAUCAUCACACACUCCCUCUCUCCGAGUCCCAAACCGUUCACCUCCUCCCUCCAUGGCUCCUCCUCCACACUCUGUAGCCAAAUCUCAUCUAGUGGAAAUCUCACAAAGUUAGGGGGGAAACCCCCAGUCCCUUCUCGACUUUCCCUUCUCACGGCCAUUCUGAAGUCAACCCCUUCACACCAGAGACCAUUUUCCCCUGCAUCGUGCCCCACCUUCUCUCUCAACUCUCUGGCCUCCUCCACCCUCACACUCGAUCAAAAAGUAAAGGAAACCCCACCCACACCGAAGAAAUCGCUCUCAAGUUGCUGUCUCAGUACAGGGACAGAGCAAGGGGGACACCAGGUUUCUGAAUCUACCCAGCAAUCCUUUCAGUUACCCAUUUUCACCAAAUCUACCCCACUUUCUCUGACACCCUCCCUUUCUCCUAUAAAGCCAACUCGUGGUAGCCCUAUUUUGUCCCGUGCAGAGAAAACACUAUCACCCACUUCUCUGAAGAGCAACGCAGCACCCUCCCUGCUACCAACCGAUCUGCUGAGCUCUGCCAAGCGUUUUCCUGCUCCACCAAGCGCUUCUCCUCUUUCUCCUUCGAAGAGCAAAGAGGAUGCGAACAUCAGGGAUCUGGAAGUACCCAGACCUCACACACAUCCUUCCACCCCAGCCUCCACGGCAUCCUCUUCUCUAUCUUCUCCUACUACCCGAAGAGCUACGCAAUACUCAGCAGAGAAAAGUUUCCAGCCGUCUCCAGCUCUCUCAAACAUGAUAAACAGAUCCAAGUCAGCAGAAUCACAGCUCUUUGGCCCACUGCAGAAGCCUGCAGCUUCUUCUGCACCCCCUAUUUCGAGUUCCAGUUCUGCCUCUCUUCCCAACUUGGGGUCUCUCCCUCUCCCUCCUGCUAAUCUGCCUGGCCAGGCCCUCCAGCUCAGCUCCUCAGCAGUGCAUCCCAUUUGUGGCGGCAGAACGUUGCCUUCAAGACCUGGGAGCUCUCAAAGCACAGUAUCUGGCCACACUCUAUGGGUUGCCACCCCAUCGCCUCCCAUCUCUUUCCCAAGAACCAAGGAGCUGAUUUCACCUUGUGCAUUAUCUAUGCCAACAGAUCCUGAAAAGAGGAAACCCAAGCAAUACAAGACCAAGUCAAGCUACAAGGCUUUUGCAGCAAUCCCUACAAACAUAUUUCUUUUGGAACAGAAGGCCCUAGAUGAGCCCGCCAAGAAUGAAAGUGUCUCCCAGGACAACUCAGGAGACGCACCUUGGGAGUUCUGUUUCCCUGCACAGCUCAGGCAGCAAACUGAAGAGCUCUGUGCUACCAUUGAUAAGGUCUUACAGGAUUCCUUGUCUAUGUAUUCUUCUGAGUCUCCGUCAAGGUCCCCACAGACGUUGGGUUCUGACACAAUCAAAAUUCCCACAACUCUUCCAAGAGCAGCCGGUCGGGAAACCAAAUACGCAAAUCUCUCCUCACCAUCUUCUGCAAUAUCUGAGAGCCAACUGACUAAGCCUGGAGUAAUUCGCCCAGUACCAGUAAAAUCCAAGAUAUUCCUGAAAAGAGAAGAAGAAGUCUUUGAACCUAAUCCUUUCAGUAAAUACUUGGAGGAUGAGAGCAACCUCUUUCCUGAUCAGGACGUGACAGUCCCUCACAAGACUGUUUCUCUCCAUCCUUUAUAUCAGACCAAACUCUAUCCUCCUGCUAAGUCCCUGCUGCAUCCUCAGAAUCUGCCCCAUGCUGACUGUCUUACCCCAGGACCAUUCAGUCAUUUGUCUUCCUUCUCACUGAGUGAUGAACAGAAUUCUCAUACUCUGUUCAGUCACAAUGCAUAUAAUAAGCCGAGUCAUCCCAUGGUGGCAAUCCCCGAACAUGAAACUCUCGAUUCCAAAGAGAAAUGAAGUUGGAGCAGAAACUACAAACCGGCUGCUGAAGUCUCUGGGGAUGCUGGUGCUAACCACUUGAUCUCACUUUUAUUUUUCUCUGAAUGAGUGAUCCCUUUACAAACUGCAAUGCAGCAGGGCAACUAAGCACAGAUAUCCUGCAGGCAAUGCCCUACUAACACCCAGCGUAGGAGAGACUCGCUGACAGUGUCCUGCACCACUGUUACAGCCUUAAUGUCUUCUGUUAAGCUGGUAGCAAUACUAAUGCACGCUUAUACUUAGCAGUCAAAUAAAGAGGAAUCAUGGGUAAA
Messenger RNA from Echinops telfairi (small Madagascar hedgehog), 3307 nucleotides. RefSeq names its product muscular LMNA interacting protein (gene MLIP). Bases 69 to 3014 code for a protein of 981 amino acids. Gene Ontology annotation, biological process: negative regulation of transcription by RNA polymerase II. The record is from RefSeq and is a predicted model, not a curated record. The transcript has 14 exons. Gene Ontology annotation, molecular function: transcription corepressor activity; lamin binding. Gene Ontology annotation, cellular component: sarcolemma; PML body; nuclear envelope. Lineage: Eukaryota; Metazoa; Chordata; Mammalia; Afrosoricida; Tenrecidae.